AUGUCUGCACCGGACCCCAAGGAAGCCUGGAGCCGCCUGCAGAACGAGCUUGCAAAGAGGUCCUCGCGAUUCGGAGGCGCAGGCGGCGGCCCGCCCAAGGGCCUCGGAGGCGGCGUUGCGGGCCUGGUGCUGCUGGGAGGCGGCAUCUGGCUGGCCAACAAUGCCCUGUUCAACGUCGACGGUGGCCACCGCGCAAUCAAAUACACCCGCCUCGGCGGCGUUCAGAAGGAAAUCUACAGCGAGGGAACCCACUUCCGCCUCCCGUGGCUCGAGACGCCCAUCACCUACGACGUGCGCGCCAAGCCGAGGAACGUCGCCUCGCUCACGGGCACAAAGGACCUGCAGAUGGUCAACAUCACCUGCCGUGUGCUGUCGAGGCCGCGGGUCGAGGCCCUGCCGCAGAUCUACCGCACUCUGGGCACGGACUACGACGAGCGCGUGCUGCCCUCCAUCGUGAACGAGGUCCUGAAAAGCGUCGUCGCCCAGUUCAACGCGAGCCAGUUGAUCACGCAGCGUGAGAACGUCAGUCGGCUGGUGCGGGACAACCUGGUGAGGAGAGCGGCGAGAUUCAACAUCAUGCUGGACGACGUGUCGCUGACACACCUCGCCUUCUCCCCCGAGUUCACCGCCGCCGUCGAAGCCAAGCAGGUCGCCCAGCAAGAAGCACAGCGCGCCGCCUUCGUCGUCGACAAGGCCCGCCAGGAGAAGCAGGCCACCGUCGUCCGCGCCCAGGGUGAGGCCCGAUCCGCCGAGCUGAUUGGUGACGCCAUCAAGAAGUCGAGGUCCUACGUCGACCUGAGGGAGUUUGAAAACGCGAGGAACAUUGCCCAGAUCCUGCAAACGUCGUCGAACAAGGUCUACCUCGACUCGAGCGGCCUGGGUCUGAACAUCUCCCAAACCACAUCGGACAAGGAGCAGAGGGCGUCACGUAAAUAA
This is a messenger RNA of Dothidotthia symphoricarpi CBS 119687, 936 nucleotides long. RefSeq lists its product as uncharacterized. Lineage: Eukaryota; Fungi; Ascomycota; Dothideomycetes; Pleosporales; Dothidotthiaceae. Gene Ontology annotation, cellular component: membrane; mitochondrion. The record is from RefSeq and is a predicted model, not a curated record. The transcript has 3 exons. The coding region runs from base 1 to 936 and encodes 311 amino acids. Gene Ontology annotation, biological process: mitochondrion organization.